Messenger RNA from Polyodon spathula (Mississippi paddlefish), 1774 nucleotides. Its product is annotated as calmodulin-regulated spectrin-associated protein 1-B-like. The transcript has 10 exons. The coding region runs from base 395 to 1663 and encodes 422 amino acids. Gene Ontology annotation, molecular function: microtubule minus-end binding; calmodulin binding. NCBI's taxonomy places the organism in Eukaryota, Metazoa, Chordata, Actinopteri, Acipenseriformes, Polyodontidae. The record is from RefSeq and is a predicted model, not a curated record. Gene Ontology annotation, biological process: cytoplasmic microtubule organization; negative regulation of microtubule depolymerization. Gene Ontology annotation, cellular component: microtubule minus-end.
UGAUCCAACCCAGACCGAAAUCCCUGUGGAGACCUGCGAGCUGCACGGUAUGCUGUAGCUCUGGAAGAUGUGGGUUUAUUUCCACAAAAGAAUCAGCGGCAUGUAAUGUGACCGACCGAGACAAAGACACGAAACCGUAGAGACCCCAGUAACCGGAACCCAGGGGUUGUUAGAGGUUUCAGCUCUUUUUUUAAAUUAGUUUUUUAUUCUCUUUUUCUCCCGAGGUGGUUGUCAUGUAGGCCGCAGAUUGGAUUGUGUUGCUGGGGAGGAGAUCUUUUGAUUUCGCUGCUGGGCUACACUUACAGAAUCAUUGAAUUACUUCAUUUGUCUUUCUUUGGUGAUUUAUUUUACUGUUAUUCAAAGCUGGAUUUUGGAUUCUUGAGGGUGCAGAAGAAUGGAUGUGGAUGUAUGUGCUGGGGGAGACAGCACCAGAAAAAAAAUGGACACUGUUGGAGACGGAGCUGUGGAGGUUGUGCCGUUGGAGCUCUAUGACUCAUCUCGGGCAAAAAUAGAUGCCAAUCUACGGUGGCUGUUUGCAAAAGCUUAUGGAAUAGACAACAUCCCGGAGGACCUGAGAGACCCCUUUUACACAGACCAGUAUGAGCAGGAGCACAUCAAGCCUCCGGUGAUCAAGCUGCUGCUGUCCAGUGAGCUGUACUGCCGUGUGUGCAGCCUCAUCCUGAAAGGGGAUCAGGUGGCAGCUCUGCAGGGGCACCAGUCUGUCAUUCAGGCUCUGUCUCGGAAAGGCAUCUACGUCAUGGAGAGUGAUGACAGUCCUGUGUCCGAGUCUGAUCUCAGCUGUGCCCCGAUCAAAAUGAGUGCUCACAUGCCAAUGAUUGAUGCCCUAAUGAUGGCCUACACAGUGGAAAUGAUCAGCAUUGAAAAGGUUGUCGCCAGUGUUAAACGUUUCUCAACAUUUAGUGCCUCGAAGGAGCUUCCUUUUGACCUCGAGGAUGCAAUGGUCUUCUGGAUAAAUAAGGUAAACCUGAAAAUGAGAGAAAUCACUGAGAAAGAACUAAAACUGAAACAGCAGCUUCUGGAGUCUCCAAGUCAUCAGAAAUCUCCUUCCAAAUGGUAUUGGAAACUAGUACCUGUGCGUUAUCGGAGGGACCAACUUUCCAGCAGACAGUUGCCAUAUUUUCCUUUACUGGAAGACCUUGUGAAGGACGUGUGUGAUGGUGCUGCGCUUUUAGCCGUUAUACACUACUACUGUCCUGAACUCAUGAAACUCGAUGAUAUAUGUUUGAAGGAAGUGACCUCUAUAGCAGACAGCCUAUACAAUAUUCAGCUGCUGAAAGAGUUUGCUAAUGAGUAUCUCAACAAAGGUUUUUAUCUCACUACAGAGGAUAUGUUGUAUGCUCCUUUAGGGCUGAAGCAUAAUGUUAUGGUCUUCAUUGCUGAACUGUUCUGGUGGUUUGAAAUUGUCAAGCCUGACUUUGUGCAGCCAAGGGACUUUCAAGAAAUUAAAGACGCGAGAGCAAUGCAGCAGUCAAAGAGCACCCGUCCUCCUGUUCCCAUCUCAAACGCAACCAAACGCAGUUUCAUGGUGAGCCCGGCCGGCAUGGCCAGUCCAGCAGAAACACCGCUGCUGCCUCCAAUUCAGAGCAGCCCCGAAGUCAGUAGCAGGUACUACCUGCACCCUGAAGAGCCUGACUUGCUGUAAGUCUGUCCUUGUUUCAGUGCAACGUCACUGUUUGGUAAAUAGUGAUCUUUUGGUGUGCUCUGCUUAAUCAGCUGUCAACAUUUUUACAUUUUCCAUAGAAAAUAUUAGCAG